CUCUACCCCCCCCCCGAGCUGUGACCAGAUCACGGGCUUCCACUCUGCAGCCACCAUGGGGGACAGCUGCUACCUAUACCCUGUGGCCCUGAGGUGGGACGAGGGCCCCGAAGCCCUGAAACAAGUGAAAAACAAACUGCUGCUGCAUUUCCAGAAAAGGAAACUGUCUAAUGGAGGAGAAUGUGAGAUCCGAGAUCUGGACUGCAGCCGGGGGCACCUCCUGAUAUACUUCAGAGAUGAGGGGGUGCGGGAUCGGGUUCUCCAGAAGACAUCUCAGGAGCUGCAGUUACCGGGGAACAAGACGCUGAAGCUGGAUGUGACGUCUGUGGAGGCGCUGAGCGGUGGUCCGGUGCAGGACGUCCCCUCAGAAAAACCAGGAAGGAGUGAGCCGAUCCCAAAUCCAGCUGCAGACGUCUCACAGCAUGAAGCGGGAGGUCAGGCCCAGCAGCUCCUCUCCGAUGUGGUUCUGAUUGAGAACGUCCAGGACUCCUGCUCCGCUGAGAUGCUGACUCUGCUUAUAGAGAACAGUAGAGACCGGAAUGAUGACACCAAAUUUCACUUGGAGACAAUACCUGAAAUCCAUUCGGCCGCCAUCACCUUCACCAGCGACAUUGACGUCUUGAGUUUUAUCCAAAAAUUCUGCGCAAACCACAAAGUAAUUCAGAAAAACCUGAGAGCGAAGCCUCUAGAGGAGACGAGAAGCAUCAGGGCUGAAGGGUUACCCCCAAGAACAGAAGAAGACCUUAUCAUCCUCUACUUCGAGAACCCAAAGAUUGGGGGAGGUCAGGUAGAAGAGGCAGUGAUGAUCCCUGAAGAGGAGGCGGCGCUGGUCACCUUCUAUGAUGCACACGUUGUGAAGGUCAUAGUGGAAACUGAACACAUCCUUGGUAAGAAGGCCAUCUCGGUGUAUCGAUACUACCCCACCUUGGGUACAAUCCUAUAUGGGAGGAAAACACCUCAAGUAACAAAACCACUGCCGAUCCAGAUCCAGAUCAGUCCUUACUUAUUGGAGUUUAUAUGGAAAGACACAAGACUGAAGCAAAGCAUAGAGGAGGACUUGUCCAAUAAAAUGUGUGAGAUCAUAUGGCCAGAUCUAAAAUGCUCAGACCCUGUCAUCACUUUGUGUUUUCCCAACUCUCUGUCAUCACAUCUCAGGACUAUGGCGAAGGUUGGCCGCACGUGGACUGAGAAGGUCUCUGCAGCGUACUCAGUUAUUAUCUCAAGGUAUAAAGUCAUAGAAUGUAAAAUGCAUCCUUCAGCGUGGGAGGACAUCAAGGUACAGAUCUCCACUGCUGCUUAUGAUGGAGUAUUGGUCAAACCCACCGCUGACGCUGAGAAGGUCUUCCUGGCAGGUGCGAUUAGGGAUGUUAAUAAGAUUGAGCAGACGUUCAAGAAACUGGUGGAAGAAAACAGCAGAAAAGCCGAGAGAAGAAGUAAACAAACGACAAAGACAGAACCGAUGUCUGCUGCUCUCUAUCAUGUGAUAUGUAGCAGCGGUCUGGAGAAGAAGAUACUGGCAGAGGCCCCAGAGAUGAAGAUGGAGUAUGACCCGUCCACACACAACGUCCGGCUCACCGGGCUGCGGGAUGAAGUUCUUGAAGCCAAGUGUGAAAUACUCAGUGUUGUACAGCAUCUGAAAUCCAAAUCCAUCCAGCUGAACCCGCACGUCCUCCAGUACUUGAAGUUCGCUGACAACGAUGAGAUCUCUUGUCUCCUCUUUAUACGUCACAACAUCAAUGCUGUGAUCGAGAUGGAAGAAAACUCAAUCAAACUGACCGGUCACACAAAGAAAGACUUGACCGACGCAGAAGAGCAAAUUGGCCAAGAAUUAAUUUGUCAGCGAAUUCUAAUUGAGGACAAAAAUGUUCUACAAAGUCCAGAAUGGAAAAGUCUCCUAUCACAUCUUCUCCAGUCCCACUGUUCUGAGAUGUGCACGGUGAUGAUCGAGGAGUUCCCUCCCGGAGCAGAGAACGAUGUGGUGGUCGCAGGAUUGGCCUCCAGUGUACACAAGAGCUACAAAGAAAUCCAUGAAUUUGUGGAGAAAAACACUCCAGUGCAGAAGAACAUCCCGGUCAAGUCAGUUGCAGUCAUGCAGUUCAUUAUGGAGGAGAGACACCUUAUGGAAGUUCUGAAACAGAUUAAUGUGAAGGUUGUAACGAAGCAUAGACACAUUCACUUGGCGGGGGCCAAGAGUUACGUGGAGGAAGCGGCUUCCCAUGUGCAGACGACCCUGUCCUCCAUAUUUCAUGACACCUUACACAUUGAUAAACCAGGAGCCAAGAAACAUUAUUUGACCAAUGAGAAGAUGUACGUGCCACUGGUGAGGAGUAAUUACAAAUGUAUCAUCCAUUUACAGAAAGACGAGGAGGACGAUGAGAUACCUAAUGAAACAACUGGGGCUGCACCUCAAUACCAAGUACAACUGCCCCGUGGGGUGACCAUCUCCGUGUACAGAGGAGACCUGUGCUCGCACCACGCCGAUGUCAUUGUUAAUGCAGCCAAUGAAGACCUGGAGCACAUUGGGGGUCUGGCGCUGGCGUUACUGAAUGCAGCAGGACGCCAACUCCAAGAUGAAAGUGAUCGUAUAGUCCGUCAGCGGGGUCGCUUGGUCCCGGGACAAUCUGUGAUAACCGCUGCAGGGAACCUGCCCUGUAAGCAGGUCAUACAUACUGUGGGGCCACGAUGGAAUCCCAGUUCAUCAGAACGAAGUAAGAAUCUUCUUCGGACAGCGAUCACCAGCAGUUUAGAACUGGCUGCCAAGUACAGUCACAGGUCCAUAGCCAUUCCGGCUGUCAGCUCUGGUAUCUUCGGAUUUCCUAUACCUGUAAGUGCACAAAAUAUUGUAGAGGCCAUCAAAGACUACAUGGAAGGUAAAGGCAGAUCUAGCUCAGUGACUAAUAUCAAUCUGGUGGACACCAAAGAUGAAACCAUCGCCGCCUUCACCAAGUCUCUCAAGGAACAUUUCGGAGCCCAGAACUCGCCAAGAAACUUAGCGAUGGAGGUGAUGGCACCAUCCAGCAGAGAGCAAGGAGCAGCUGCAAGCCAAUCGAUAGGCAACGUAACCCUGGUCGUCCAAGUCAAGGAAGGACUCCUUCAAGAUGCCACAACAGGUGUCAUUGUGAACAGUGUGGGGAAGGACCUCCGGCUGGACAGCGGUGGAGCAUCCAAAGCGCUUUAUGAGAAGGCAGGACACCAGCUACAAGUGUCCCUACAGAAUAAGGCAUCCAGAGCGGCUAAUGCCCACGUCUUUGUCACUCGGGGCUACAAUUUGUCCUGUGACAUUGUCAUCCAUGUGGUCGUUCCUUUCUGGGAUGGAGGAAAAGGCUUCUCCGAACAGAUCUUCAGACAGACAAUCCAGACCUGCCUGAACACAGCCGAGGAGAGACGGCUCCGCUCCAUAACGUUUCCCGCCAUUGGAACUGGAAAUCUGGGCUUUCCUAAGCACCUUGUGGCGGCGUUCAUGUUUGACGAAGUUUUCAAAUUCAGCUCCUCGUCCGGAAAUCGCUUCCUUCAAAAAGUGACCUUCAUGCUGCAUCCAAAUGACAAGGAGACGAUUAAGGAAUUUUACAAAGAACAAAAUGCAAGAAAGACGAAUCCUGCGCUGAGCAAUCAGGUGUCCACACCAGCCUCCGAAGCCGAGCUGCCGCCCCCGCCGCGCUCAGACACGGCUUUCUAUGGGGCAGCGAAUACCCUGAAUCUGGGAGUUUAUGAAAUGAGGGUCGGAUCCAUCACCUAUCAGGUGAAGACGGGCGACAUAACCAAGGAGGACACAGAUGUCAUUGUCAACUCAACAGAUCAACAGUUUAACCUCAGAUCAGGGGUCUCUAAAUCCAUCCUGGAGGCGGCGGGGCCCGGUGUGCAGGCGGAGUGCGCUCAGCUCGCAUCCCUAAACAAGAAGAGCAGCCAUAUUACCACUCAGAGCGGAAAUCUCCUCUGCAAGCAGAUCCUUCACGUCGUGGGCAGGAAUUCAGCAGAAGGAAUCGGAGACUUUGUGGCAGAGUCCCUCCAGGAGUGCGGGAACCUCCAGGCCUCGUCCGUCGCCUUCCCGGCCAUAGGCACAGGUUUGGGCAAAGUGUCCUCGGCCGUGGUGGCGGACAUCAUACUAGAAGCUGUAACGGAAUUCGCCAAGUCCAAGGCGGCGCCGUGUCUGCAGAUGGUGAAAGUGGUCGUCUUCCAGCAGCAAAUGUUAGAUGACUUCUACAACAGUAUGAAGAAGAAGGAAGGCACCGACCUGCCCAAGAGCACCUCACUGCUCUCCAGAAUAACCAACUCCGUCGUCAAUUAUUUCACAUCAAGACCCGGAGCAGAGAAGAAACAAAAAGUGUUUCACUUACGGGAGAACAUAGAGCCGGCGAUAUUCCACCUGUGCGCGGGGAACAGGAAAGACGUGACAGACGCAUCCACCUGGCUGCGGGAUCUAAUACUGAAGGAACAGUACGAGAACGAGAUCACCGAUGACUGGAUCCUGGAGUUUGAUGAGCAGGACCAUCACGCCUUGUCCCAGGACCAAAGGAGACUCCAAGUGUUGCUUUCCUUCGAAUCUCUUGGUUCCACAGUUAAAAUAAGUGGCCUCACCAGAGACGUCCUAGAGAUGACCAACAAAAUCCAGCUCAUGAUCAAGAAGGUGCGGGAGAAUAAGACCAAGGAGCGGGAGGCCGAGCUCUGCAGUAACCUGGUGGAGUGGAGAUAUCACAACGGCACCAAGUUUGUUCAGUUUGAUCGAAUGACAAACCUGGAGCUGGAAAAGGCCAAGAGCACCAACACACAAAGUCUGAAGAUCGACGUGUCCGGAGUGACCUACACCGUCCUACUGGAGCGGAACUGCAUGCGGGACCCCAGAGGAAAGGAGGCCGAGAUUGAGAGAAUUCCUAAACACGGACAAUUCGAGCUUCCUGCCAACUGGACGGCGAUGAGUAACAAAGACGUGAUGACGGUCCAAUUAACGCAUGGAAAUCAAGAAUACAACGACGUUGAGACGCAAUUCAAGAUGUCGUGUCAGAUGAAAAUAGUGAAAAUCGAGAGAAUUCAGAACAAGAAUCUGUGGAUGAAUUACCAGAUAAAGAGACAAGCGAUCGACACCAAGAACGGGACGACGACGACCAAUGAGAAACGGCUCUUCCAUGGGACCGACUCCAAUACCAUCCAAACCGUCAACCACAAUGGAUUCAACCGAAGCUACGCGGGGAGGAACGCGGCUUGUUAUGGAAAUGGGACGUAUUUCGCAGUGGAAGCAAAUUACUCAGCACAUGACGGCUACUCCAAACCAGAUCCAAAUGGCCUUAAAUACAUGUACCUGGCCCGGGUCCUCACCGGCGUGUACUGUGCUGGACAGAAGGGAAUUGUGGCUCCUCCAGCCAAGAACCCAGCCAACCCCACCGAACUGUACGACAGCGUCACCGACAACCCGGCCAAGCCUUCCAUGUUUGUGAUAUUCCAUGACAUCCAGGCGUACCCCGAGUAUCUCAUCACCUUCACCAGAUAAUUGUCCUCCCAGAUAUAUGUAUUCCUAUCUUCCAUUAGAGCUGCCACUGUCUUCCAGGGUCCGGCUGUAGUUAUGGGUCUUUACCUGAGACGUCAGGGCUCCAUGUGACACACGGCACCUUCCUCUGUUCUCCCCUCAUAUAGGCGAUGGACUUUCAUCCCAAUGUCAUUGCUGGGGGUUGUCCUCCUCCUCCUCCUUCUGCCCUUCUAUAUAGCAUGGACAUGUUUCUCCAUACCUCAUGCUCAUCUUCCCAUACAUCAGUUAUUUGGAUUGCUGGACCUUGUAAACCGUAUAACACUGCCCUUCUUUGACCAUCAUGGCUUCCUCUGGAGCUUUCUCAGGCCACAUCCCUCACACUGUGGAAGCACAUAGAUGCCGUAUCUCUCCUCACACUGAGCGGGCAUAACUCAAUGCUGUCUUCCUGCAUAGUAACUGAUGUGUAUGAUCAUCCAUGAAAGGGGAAUGUCACCUUGACCAGGUGAGAGACUCUUACAUGGAUCAAUGGUUGGGCAGAUGGAGGUUCUUCAGAAUUAGUUCUUGGGAGGUUUUCAGUCUGAAUGGGCCUGUUCCUCUAUGUGCACUAUAUGCAGUACAUUAUAUUGUGCCUUUCUCCUAAUCAAACCUUUAAUAAACAUGAUUAAGAGGA
Bufo gargarizans (Asiatic toad) is the source of this 6128-nucleotide messenger RNA. RefSeq names its product protein mono-ADP-ribosyltransferase PARP14-like. The coding region runs from base 56 to 5482 and encodes 1808 amino acids. Gene Ontology annotation, cellular component: nucleus; cytoplasm. The transcript is spliced from 17 exons. Gene Ontology annotation, molecular function: transcription corepressor activity; NAD+ poly-ADP-ribosyltransferase activity. The record is from RefSeq and is a predicted model, not a curated record. NCBI's taxonomy places the organism in Eukaryota, Metazoa, Chordata, Amphibia, Anura, Bufonidae. Gene Ontology annotation, biological process: negative regulation of gene expression.